This is a messenger RNA of Phoenix dactylifera (date palm), 3386 nucleotides long. RefSeq names its product DNA topoisomerase 1 beta-like. Gene Ontology annotation, cellular component: chromosome; nucleolus. Gene Ontology annotation, biological process: DNA topological change; DNA replication; chromosome segregation. The record is from RefSeq and is a predicted model, not a curated record. NCBI's taxonomy places the organism in Eukaryota, Viridiplantae, Streptophyta, Magnoliopsida, Arecales, Arecaceae. Gene Ontology annotation, molecular function: DNA topoisomerase type I (single strand cut, ATP-independent) activity; DNA binding.
CUUUGGGCUUGGGGAGGAAAAGAGGGGCAGAGGAGGCAGCCAGCAGUAGGAGAGGAGAGAAGCAAACAUGGCUCCGGGCAACCCUAAUUCAGCUCCAAGAAGCCCUAAUUUUCAUCCCGCAGCUUGAAUCGUUGCAAGAACCAGUUUGUGGAUUCGCUGACCUCCUUCCACUUCGAUCAAUCUGUGCUGUUCAAGGGUUUGCAGAGGAAACAAUCAGGUGGAAACUAGGACACCUUUGCAGAAGAUAAAGUGAAAUAAUGGCUGUUCAUAGUUGCAUCAAACAAGUUAUCUAUGAUGAUGGUGAUGAUGAUGAUGGGCCUGCAGUUUUUAAAAGAUCAAACUCUGCAUCCAAGCAAAAACAGUUAAAUUCUGCUUCGAAGAAAUCAACAUCUCAAAGAUGUGAUAGUUCUUUGGGAAAGCUUAGAUCUGAGAAAAGUGUUACGAAUUAUGGGAAUUCCAAUUUUCAGAAGAAUAAGAUAACUUCUACUGUGAAGGCAGCAAGCGAGAAGUCUGAGUCUAUGGUUGCAGGCUCAAAUUCUAGGAUUGCCGAUCAGUCAAAACAUUUUGCAGAACAUAAACUGGCAAGUAAUAGUAAGGAAACAGCGCAUCUGGAUAAUAUUUGUGCUGAUGCUGAAAGCUCAGAUGAUUCAGAUGAUGACAAACCAUUAAGCCAUAGGCUUAAUGCAGCUUCUAUGGUAUUUCAUAGGAACAAUUCGAUGCAUGCGGAUUCUUCUGAACAUAAAUUGGCAACUAGCAGUAAGGAUAAGAUGGAUUUGGAUAAGCCAUGUAAUAAAAGUGAGGACUCCGAUGAUUCUGAUGAUGAUAAGCCAUUAAGCUCCAAAUUUUCUUCAUCAGUGGUUGUUGAGAAAAGCAGCUCCUCGCAUGCCAAGAAAGUGUUUGAGUCCCCCAGGCAUACUUCACUAUCAUCACAAAAGUUAAAAGAAAGGACCAAGGAAGAUUCUGAUGAUUCAGAAGAUGAUGAACCAUUGCUCUCCAGGUUUCAACCAAAAUCCGCUGGUGGUGCAUCUACAAAAAUUUCUGAUGAUGAUGAGAAGCCUUUGGCUUCUAAAGUUAAGCCUAAUGGUUCUGUCAAGAAGGGAACAAGUAAUGAGUUAAGGUUUUCAAAGGGUGCAAACAAGCGUCCUCUUGGUGAUACCAAUAAUCGUAUAGAUUCUUCAAUUAAAAAGGCAAAAGUCUCAGAUUCCUCUUACCAUGCAAAAGUUAAACAAGAAGUUGUAGAGAAAAAACCAGGUACAGAUGAUAAUGACCACAUACCAAUUGCACAAAGAAUAAAAUCAGGGUCAUCAGACAACAAAUCAUCCACUAAUAAAGUGAUGAAGAAGAUCACUUGUUCGCCAUUCAAGAAGGAUAGCAAGAAAAUGAAGAAAGCAAUGAAGAAUUCGAAAUUCUCAAAGUCCCUGAAGGUGCCUCCUGGAUCUGGUGGGGGCCAGAAAUGGACUACUUUGGAGCACAAUGGUGUCAUUUUUCCUCCACCUUACAAGCCUCAUGGGGUCAGAAUGCUCUACAACGGACAGCCAGUUGAUUUGACUCCUGAACAAGAGGAGGUUGCGACAAUGUUUGCAGUUAUGAAGGACACAGAUUAUGCCACCAAGCCUAAAUUUAUUGAGAACUUUUGGAAUGACUGGAAACAAAUACUGGGUAAAAAUCAUGUCAUUAAAAAAUUUGAGCUCUGUGAUUUUACCCCGAUCUAUGAAUGGCAUCAGAGACAAAAGGAGAAGAACAAACAGAUGAGUGCUGAGGAGAAGAAGGCCUUAAAAGAAGACAAAUUGAAGCAAGAGGAGAAAUACAUGUGGGCUGUUGUUGAUGGUGUUAAAGAGAAGGUUGGGAAUUUCAGAGUUGAACCACCAGGAUUGUUCCGAGGCCGUGGAGAGCAUCCGAAGAUGGGAAAGCUGAAAAAACGCAUUCGGCCAAGUGACAUUACGAUCAAUAUUGGUAAAGGUGCACCAAUUCCAGAAUGUCCGAUACCUGGUGAAAGGUGGAAAGAAGUAAAACAUGAUAAUACUGUUACAUGGCUAGCAUUUUGGAAUGAUCCAAUAAAUCUGAAAGAGUUUAAAUAUGUAUUUUUGGCGGCAAGCAGCUCAUUGAAGGGGCAAAGUGACAAGGAAAAAUAUGAGAAAGCCAGACUGUUGAAAGAUUACAUUCAUAAUAUUCGUGCAAAUUAUACAAGGGAUUUUACUAGUAAAGAUGCUGCAAAACGGCAAAUAGCAGUGGCCACAUACCUUAUUGAUAAGCUAGCACUUAGGGCAGGCAAUGAAAAGGAUGAUGAUGAGGCUGAUACUGUAGGUUGCUGCACUUUGAAAGUGGAGAACGUUGUUUUGGUCCCUCCAAAUAAGUUGCAGUUCGACUUCCUUGGUAAAGAUUCUAUCAGAUAUUUCAAUACUGUGGAGGUUGAGCCACCUGUCUAUAAAGCUAUUGGAGAAUUCCGGACUGCAAGAAAAAGUCAUGGUAGUAAGAAAAGUGGUGGAGAUGAUCUCUUUGACUUGCUGGAUACGAGCAAGCUUAAUGCUCAUCUGAAGGAACUCAUGCCUGGUCUUACUGCGAAAGUUUUUCGUACAUACAAUGCUUCUAUUACUUUGGAUGACAUUUUGAAUAGGGAAACCAAGGAUGGUACUCUUCCAGAAAAAAUUGCUGUUUAUCAGCAUGCAAACAAAGAGGUUGCAAUCAUAUGUAAUCAUCAACGCAGUGUCUCCAAGUCUCAUGAUGCCCAGAUGUCAAGACUGAAUGGAAAGAUAGCAGACAUAAAGGCCCAAAGAGAGGAGCUGAAGGUGGAUUUGAGUAGAGCAAGGAAAGGAAAGCCCCCACUUAAAGAUGGAGAAGGGAAGCCAAAGAGGAUCAUGUCCCCUCAAGUGUUAGAGAAGAAGGUUGCUCAGAUUGAUGCAAAGAUAGAGAAAAUGGAAUUGGACAAAAAAAUAAAAGAAGAUUUGAAGACAGUGGCUUUGGGUACAUCAAAGAUAAACUACCUUGAUCCUAGGAUAUCGGUUGCAUGGUGCAAGCGCCAUGAAGUUCCGAUUGAGAAGAUAUUUAACAAGUCACUACUUGCCAAAUUUGCUUGGGCAAUGGAUGUCGACCCCACCUUCAGAUUCUAAUGAAUCAGCCAUUGGCGGGCUUCAAUUUUCUUGCACUAAGGGGAAGAAAUUCCUGCUGGCAGCUGUAUUAAAUUAAUUCUAUUCAGAGGGGGAAAAUACAAUGGUGUAAGAUUGUGUUUUCCAUGCCCAUGGCAUCCAAGAAGCCUCAGGCAUUAUUACUUGUAGAACUGCCAUCAAAUGUAUUAUGAUUCAAAUUAGUUGAGAAAUUGAGUUUGUCAUUGGACAUUCAUUUCUUAAACACAUUAGAACACGAUAAUCAUCUUAAUGUUGCUUUAAGAA